Molecule: messenger RNA, 462 nt
Organism: Lactuca virosa
Lineage: Eukaryota; Viridiplantae; Streptophyta; Magnoliopsida; Asterales; Asteraceae
Source: the annotation of a GenBank genome assembly
AUGAGUUCUGUGAAUUCUUGUUCAGAUUUGCAUUCAACUAUUAAUGAACAAUCACUUCAUGAUCAAUCAUCUUCAAGUAUGAAUAUUGAUCAUUCAAAUAACAGUAAUUCUUGUUAUAGUUUUGAUUUUGAGCUCUACAAUACUGAAACUUUUAAGCUUGUUCCUUAUGAUAAGUUGAUACAUAAGAAGCCUUUCAAAGGAUUGAUGUUUGAUUCGUUGGACAUUGGUCUUGACUUUUACAAGACUUAUGGUAAAGAAUCUGGUUUUGAUGUGAAUAUGUCAAGUCAAAAAAGAUACAAUGAUGGCACAAUUCGUAUUAGAUAUUCGACAUGUAGUAGAUCUGGUUUCACGGAGUCAUUCAAGAAUGAAAAUAUUAAUGUGAAAUUUUCAGAUGUUAAGGGAAGGAGAACUUCUUCUAAGAAGAACGGAUGCCUUGCUGUUUCAAAGUUCAAGAAUCUCUGA